UUCCUUGUAUGAUUUUACUGUAAAAUCAGAUUUUCCUUUCUUUGUUUUUUAAUUAGAAAAUUUUUCUUUUGGUAAAAUUUUGCAUGAGAGCUACCUUUUCCGAAAAAUGGGCUGGAAAUUUUACCAUAUUAUUUGUCGGUAAAACCUACUUUGAAAAUCUAUCGGGGAGAGUCGCUUCCUCAUCUCCUUCUUUCCUCUUCUUCGCCGAUCAUCUGUAGCCUCGUCCUUCUCUUCUCUCGUCGUUCAUCUCAGAGCCGGUAUGAUUCUCUCUUUCACUCUCGUUCAUCUGAGAUUCGUUUGACUUUCUCUCUCUCUCUCUCUCUCUCUCUCUCUAGAGCUGUCGGCGGGUUGAAGGGCGACAUCUGGAGCUAUUUGAACUAAAGCCUCUGUCUUAUUUCCAUUUCCUCCCAGAUCUCAACAACGAGAGUACGCAUAUUGGCUAUUGCAGCUCUGUUUUGAGGUUUUAUGAAAAAAAUCGACUUAUUAAUAUGUUGUUCUUGUUUCGUAACAAUAUUAGAACCAUCGGUCGACAUAUUUGUGUGUAGCCUGGGGUGCUUUCGAUUUUGUGCUCUCUCUCUCUCUCUCUCUCUCUCUCUCUCUCUCUCUCUCUCUCUCUACAUGUUCGUAUCCUUGGUACUUAUGAUUUAAUAACUGCCUAUUGCUAUAUUGUGUCAUUCUUCAAUCACUAUUCUCCUAAAAUUAAAGGCCAGAUACAAUCUCAUCAGCAUAUUGUUUCUAUGGUUUAAUGUCUGAUGCCAUCUUGUUGGUUUACUUGACCAUCUAAUUCUUCUUUUGGAGGGAGGAGUUUGAGUGAGGGGAGAGAGAGAGAGAGAACAGAGCAGAAUUCUUGGAAAUUUUGAAUUUUUUUUUUUUAAGUGAAUUUGGAGACACUUUUGUCUACAAGACUACACUUCACUUUUGCGGCAUCUUGGAGAUUUGAGAAACUUAAAAUAUGGGCAAUCACUUCACUCCAUCCUCAUAAAAAAUGGGUUGGAUCGAGAUGUUUUUAUACAGAACAAUAUCCUUAGAUUUUAUGCUAUUUGUGACGAUUUGAUGAAUGCCCGUCUUGUGUUUGAUGAGAUGCCAGACCCAAAUUUGGUCUCUUGGGCAAGCAUGAUCUGGUCUUAUGUACAACAUGGUUUUAACGACCUUGGUUUGCAGCUCUUUUGUUGUAUGUUUCAUUCGGGAUUGCGACCAAACGAGUUUGGGUUGUCGGUGGCACUCAAGGCAUGCAGAAUUACAGGUAAUUUGAUGAUGGACGAUGCACGCCGAUUCUUUGACGGAAUUCCAGUAUGGCGAAGAUCUGAAGCCUUGUGGAAUACAUUGCUUGACAGUUAUGUCCAGGCUGCUAAUGCUGAGGAAGCUGUUGAGUUGUUUCGGCGGAUGCUGCUGUUCGAUGUAUUGCCUACAUGUUUCUCUUAUGCAAUUAUGAUUAAAUUAUGUGCUGACAAUUUGAAUGUCUACCUUGGAAGAUCCUUACAUGACUGUAUAAUUAAGGUUGGCUUUGAAACCCAUGGUUUUGUAGGUGGAGCACUUGUUGAUGCCUACUCAAAAUUAAGAGCCUUAUAUGAUGCCUCUAAAGUGUCUUGCAGUCUUGAAGAGAAGGAUAAUGUGGUCUGGAGUACUCUACUGUCUGGUUUCCAUCAGUUUGGGGAUGCCAAACAAGGGCUGACCUUGUAUCUUGAAUAUUUAUCUAAAGGUCAUGAACUAGAUCCAUUUACCUUCGCAAGUGCAUUUAAUGUGUUCAAAUUUAGAUUCUGUAGGAGUUGGUUCGCAGAUACAUUGCAGUUUCAUUAAGAGUGGUUUCUUGCUGGAUUCUUUUGUUGGGAAUGCUGUCAUCAACAUGUACGUCAGUGCUGGAAUGACUUCUGAUGCUUAUAAAGCUUUGGUUGAGGUUAUAGUUUAAUUCCGAGGAUAGAAAAGCUCUGGAAUUGUUCUAUGAAGGCAUGGAUCCCAUCUUUUAUUAAUACUUAUGCUGGGAAGAGACCAUAUGGUAGCUUCUACUUCUAUUGUCUAGUCCCUGGCCGGCCAAUUCACUGCAAUUACUGCAAAAGAUGCUACUUCAUUGAAGACCAAAACUCAGUUCCAAUCCAGUGGACUAUUUACUCUCCACCCUUGUAGUGCACCCAUCAAGAACCACGCUAUGGUAACCAUGUAUCCUUCUUCAUGGUAGCCAUUCCAGCCAUUCCAGUCAUGGACUAUCAUUAUCUGAAACCAUAAUAGUAGUAAUUAUUUAUUUCAUCAUCAUUGGGAGGUGCGUUGUUGUUGAGUAGUCUUUUGGUUAAUGGAUGUUAGUGUCUCUAUUUAUCAUAAAUUUCUAUUUUGAUUGUGAUACAUUUGACAUGCAGUUGAAACAUUUGUGUUUUGCCUAUUGUUCCCAAAAUACUAGCUUAAUCUAAUGAUAUUUAUUUUUAGCAGAUAUUUGGAUAAUUGCAUGUGAUAGCUUUCUUGUUUGGUAUAUGUACUCUACCAUCUGUCCUUAGUAUGAGUUACAUUGAAUUAGUUAGCAUUAGUCCUAGAAUCGUCCUAGAGGUGUCUUUGGCUCAACAUCUUGGACUCAACCUGUCCCUCUAUCGUCAACAUUGUCACUAUCAUUAGCAUUGAUUGGAUCUGCUAUGGAUGUUUAUUUCUAUUCAUUGCCUUCUCUUAUGUUGUUGUGUGUGUGUGUGUGUGUGUGUGAGAGAGAGAGAGAGAGAGAGAGAGUUCAUUAUUUUUUGUGGGAUGUCUCUUCUAUGUAUCAUCAUUCAAGGUGAGUUCCCAACUUCAUCCAUACAUGUUUCGUUUUUUGCUUCUAUAUAAAAAUUUGUUCUUUUUCUUCGCAUUGAUUGAUACAACUUUCAUAGUGCCAUGUGUUUCUCUGUUAUAUAGGUUAACUGGAGCUGGCACUUUAAGUACAUGAGCGUUAUAGGUUAACUGGAGCUGGCAUUUUAAUUAUAUGAGCGGAUCAGCAGGCUGAUACCAAUACAUUGAUGUAAAACCUUGUGCUAAAUAGCAUCUAUAGUUUCAAAAUUUUUGAUAGAUCGGGUCAUACGAGGGUUGAAUGAGAAUCAUUCCACUUUUACUGAAAGCAGUGAAGAGCAUUAAACACCCUAUGUGAGUGGCCCCAAAGAGAUAAGAGGAAUCGAACUCAGAACCUCACAUUUCUUGAGGCGAAGGUCCCUUGGCCUUCUGAUGUAGAUGAAUAUUCAAUACUUUCAUACUAUCCUUUGUAGAGUGGUUAUCAUUUUAACAAAUCAA
This is a messenger RNA of Macadamia integrifolia, 3237 nucleotides long. Its product is annotated as pentatricopeptide repeat-containing protein At3g03580-like. Gene Ontology annotation, biological process: RNA modification. Gene Ontology annotation, molecular function: protein binding; RNA binding. The transcript is spliced from 2 exons. NCBI's taxonomy places the organism in Eukaryota, Viridiplantae, Streptophyta, Magnoliopsida, Proteales, Proteaceae. The record is from RefSeq and is a predicted model, not a curated record. The coding region runs from base 1054 to 1797 and encodes 247 amino acids.